UCUCAAACAAUUCGCUCCAAAAUGAAAAUCUCAGACUCAACCACGCCUUCCAUUUCCCAACCGCAAAACCCUAGACUCGUUAUUUCGACGCGCUCGCUCUAUUUGCAAUUCUUCGACCUCUACCAAAUCUCAAAUCGCAAUCUGCUUCUCCUUCCGAGCUCCGAGAACUUGUUGGGAACGGGUAAAGACGACGGGAGGCAUUGUCAGAUUGCAAGGUUGAAUUUUGCAGAGUCGUCUUCUUACUUUCUCUUUGGUUGCAGAUAUGCUGCCAGUAGUGAAUAUCAAGUGACCUCUGGCACUCUUCAAACAUGUCAUGGUCAAGGGUUUGCAAAAGAGCCCUUCCGCUCUCGCCUUACUUCAAGAACUCACAGCAUUUCCCUUGUGAAUCCAGAUGCAUACCCAAUUAUAAUUUCAUUGGAGGUAGUAGUAGCAGUGCAUAUCAGAGGCAUUUUAGCCAUGAUAGGACUAGUUGGGGCUUCAAGCUCGGCUCUUUUGAGAAGUGCGGUCAGCUUCCACCAUUGGCUUCUCAAUCUUUGUUGAGAAUCCAGCGACCCUAUUCUUCUCAGGCUACCUCACAACAGAAAUCACGCAAGAUGCUGUUGUACCUUACGGGUUUGGUUUUUGCAAUGGUGGCAAGCACUUAUGCAGCUGUUCCUCUCUACAGAAGAUUCUGCCAAGCUACUGGGUAUGGAGGCACUGUCCAACGCCGUGAGAGUGUUGAGCAGAAGAUUGCUCGGCAUACUAAGGAUGGCACAGUCACUACUAGGGAGAUUGUGGUGCAGUUCAAUGCUGAUGUGGCUGAUGGAAUGCAAUGGAAGUUUAUUCCUACACAAAGAGAGAUAAGGGUGAAACCUGGAGAAAGUGCACUUGCUUUUUAUACCGCUGAAAAUCGAAGUUCAACUCCAAUAGUUGGUGUCUCUACGUAUAAUGUUACCCCUAUGAAGGCUGCAGUUUACUUCAAUAAAAUACAGUGUUUUUGCUUCGAGGAGCAGCGCCUUCUUCCUGGGGAGCAGAUUGACAUGCCUGUGUUCUUUUAUAUCGACCCUGAGUUUGAAACGGAUCCAAGAAUGGAUGGCAUCAAUAACAUAAUUUUGUCCUACACAUUUUUCAAGGUUUCAGAGUAAUAAAGAUGAGCUGCCAUUUCAAUAAUUGUGAAGAUGGUUCACUACGUAAGCGACCAGACUCAAAAUCAUCAAGGAAGAAAGAGAACAAAAAAAGAGCAUUAUAUAUCAAUAUUUGGUGUUUUUUUUUUAAAUUAUAAAAUUCAUAUUUAUUACAGAUCAUGUUUCCUCAUUAGGUUGCAUUUUAAAAUGUAUGCACAAAUAAAGGAAGAUUUUGAAAUGCUAUUCGAAACAGAAUGUAAGAACCUUGUUUCAUGCAAAAUUAACCCGGGAAAGUCACUUGGCUUGAUUGUUUAUCAA
Messenger RNA from Prunus mume (Japanese apricot), 1421 nucleotides. The record is from RefSeq and is a predicted model, not a curated record. Lineage: Eukaryota; Viridiplantae; Streptophyta; Magnoliopsida; Rosales; Rosaceae.